Molecule: messenger RNA, 1108 nt
Organism: Sinocyclocheilus rhinocerous
Lineage: Eukaryota; Metazoa; Chordata; Actinopteri; Cypriniformes; Cyprinidae
Gene: iqck
Product: IQ motif containing K
Exons: 8
Coding region: 32-865 (277 amino acids)
Molecular function (GO): protein binding
Source: RefSeq, a predicted model, not a curated record
CAAGGAGAAUAUUUUCGUGAAUCCGGUCAAAAUGCCGUUACUUCCUUGGUUACCGUCACUAUGGUUACUGAAAACAAGCCUGACAGGACUGUCAACUGUGCGGUGCUGCGGUAGAAACGAGGAAGACAUGAACGAGUCAUCCAGUUCGACAGACUCUGAUUUCUACCUGCUCUUCAUCAGAUGCUCUUCCCAAACAGAAUUUUCAGGGUCACCCGACCUGUGUCAAGGGCUCAGCAAAUGUUAUUUAGAGGACCAUGUGUUUCCUGUGCUGCUGCCUGGACUGGAGGCUUUGCUUGCAGAAGCACAGAAGCACCGCUGCAUGGAGAGGAAAAAGACGGCGUUUAAUGGCUGUGACUUCCUCACUGAAUGGCUAUACAAUAAAAACCCUCGGACAGAGCGAACACCUACAAAUUUUCAUACAAUUCCUUUCGUCCAGAAUUGGCUUCUUGAACAUCCCAGGCCGCACAUCCCAGCUUCUCUACUUCUAACAGAUGAGCAAGCUGCAGUGUUGAUCCAGGCUUUCUGGAGGGGAUAUAAGGUGCGUGUGCGUCCAGAUGUGCAAGAGUUAAGGCAGUGGCAGAGAGAACUGCGGGAAGAAAAUUGUGACAUCAACAAAACAGUUCAAGACUUCUGGGCACGUCAGGAGAACAGAGUUUGGUCGGAGCUGGUUGAACUUGAUGGCAGCGCUGACCAGCAUGUGGAGGCUGGUGUGUCCAUUGAGGUGGUUCCUCCUACACCUCAGAGCAGAGCCCUGAAUACACCCGCUCCUCAGAGCACCUCAGAGAGAAAAAAGCUGCUCAAGCCAAGCCUUUCUUCCCAGCGCACCACCACUCUACAUCAGGUCAACAGCGUAACUGCAGAAUGAAGAAUUCACUGCUGUGGCUCUAUUUCAGUGUUUCUCAAACCUGUCCUAGGGACCCCCAAAACAGCACAUUUUGUAUGUCUCCCUGAUUGGUUACACCCAUUUCAGGUCUUGUAGUCUCUGCUAAUGAGCUGAAGAGUUCAAUCAGGCGUGUUUGAUGGAGGAGACAUACAAAAUGUGCAGUGCUGGGGGGUCUAUAGGACAGGUUUGUGAAGCACUGCUCUUGUUGUUAUUAAAGGAAUAGUU